Messenger RNA from Rotaria socialis, 2184 nucleotides. The record is from the annotation of a GenBank genome assembly. NCBI's taxonomy places the organism in Eukaryota, Metazoa, Rotifera, Eurotatoria, Philodinida, Philodinidae.
AUGCAAAAUACAGUGCGAGAUUAUCAAGCUGAUAAAAAUAAAAUUAAAGAUUUCCUUAACGAAUUCGAAGUUGAUACAGCGGAUGGUUAUAAAGCAUCAAAAUAUGUUAAACAAUUAAGAAAUUUAGCUAAUCGUGAACAAACAACACUAGUUAUUGAUAUCGAUGAUGUUGCUACAGUUGAUCCUGAAUUAGCUGAUGCUAUUGUUGAAAACUCUCGUCGUUAUAUUCAAUUAUUUUCACAGGUGGUUCAAGAACUGUUGCCUGAACUUAAAGAUAAAGAAAUUGAAAAUAAAGAUGUGUUAGAUGUUUAUAUUGAACAUCGUGCAUUGAUGGAACAACGAAUACAUCAUAAUUCGGAUGAAGCACGUGAUCCAAUGAAUCGCUAUCCAGAAGAAUUAAUGAGGCGAUUUGAACUUUAUUUUAAACCGCCACAAACACAAAAAUCUUUAUCUGUUCGUCAAGUUAAAUCAAAUAAUAUUGGUAAAUUAAUAUCAGUUAAAGGUGUUGUUACUCGUACGACUGAAGUUAAACCAAUGAUUAGUGUAGCAACAUAUACAUGUGAUGUAUGUGGUUCAGAAACUUAUCAACCCAUAACAUCACCAACAUUUAUGCCACUUGUUAUGUGUCAAAGUCAAGAUUGUGUAACAAAUAAAUCUGGCGGACGUUUAUCGUUACAAACACGUGGAUCAAAAUUUAUCAAAUUUCAAGAAGUUAAAAUUCAAGAACAAACAGAUCAAGUACCUGUUGGUAACAUUCCACGUUCAAUGACAAUAUGGUGUCGAGGAACGAACACACGUUUAUCUCAACCAGGUGAUCAUGUUGCUAUUAGUGGAAUAUUUUUACCGUUACUUCGAACUGGCUUUCGUCAAAUGACUCAGGGUCUUUUAUCGGAUACUUUUCUUGAAGCACAUCGAAUCGUUUUAUUGAAUAAAAGUGAAAAUGAAGAAAUGGAGAAUAGCGAACUUAGUGAAGUUGAAUUGGCGGAUUUAUUUGCUGAAAAGGAUUUAUAUGACCGUUUGGCAUUGAGCAUAGCACCAGAAAUUUAUGGACAUGAAGAUAUCAAAAAAGCUUUACUUCUGCUACUUGUUGGAGGUAUUGAUAAAUCUCCACAAGGAAUGAAAGUUCGAGGAAAUAUAAAUGUUUGUCUUAUGGGUGAUCCUGGUGUAGCAAAAUCUCAAUUAUUAAGUUAUGUCAAUCGUUUAGCACAACGUAGCCAAUAUACAACUGGACGUGGUUCGUCAGGUGUUGGUUUAACAUCAGCAUUAAUUAAAGAUCCUAUUACAGAUGAAUUUGUACUCGAAGGUGGUGCAUUAGUAUUAGCUGAUCAAGGUGUUUGUUGUAUUGAUGAAUUUGACAAAAUGACUGAACAUGAUCGAACAGCAAUCUACGAAGUUAUGGAACAACAAACAAUUUCUAUUGCUAAGGCUGGUAUAUUAACAUCUCUGAAUGCUCGUACAUCAAUACUAGCUGCUGCAAAUCCAGCAUAUGGUCGAUACAAUCCAAAGCGUUCAAUAGAAGCUAAUAUUCAAUUGCCAGCUGCACUUCUAUCACGUUUUGAUUUACUUUGGAUAAUUCAAGAUAAAAAUGAUCGUGAGAUUGAUUUAAAACUGGCUCGUCAUAUUGCAUCUGUACAUCAAAAUGGAUGUCAACCAGAUGUUGAACAUAGUCAAAAUUCUGUUGAUAUGAAAACAUUGCGGCGAUAUAUUGCAACAUGUAAAAAGAAACAACCAUUAGUGCCUGAAGCAUUACUUGAUUAUGUUGUAACUGCAUAUGUUGAAUUACGUAAACAAGCACGUGUAAGCAAAGAUAUGACAUAUACAUCAGCUCGUAUGCUUUUAUCAAUAUUACGUUUAUCAACGGCACUUGCUCGUCUUCGUUGUGACGAUCUUGUAUCCAAAGAUGAUAUUGAUGAAUCACUUCGUUUGAUGGAAUCAUCAAGAUUAAUUUUGAAGGAUCAUGACAAUGUAUCGACAAGGCAAAUCAAUCCAAUUGAUCAAGUAUUUGGUAUUGUACGUGAUAUGGUACCACUUUCAGGCACGAAAAUUGUUCGUUACGGCGAAGCUAAAGAACGUUGUAUUGCUAAAGGUCUCAAACCAGAUUUGUUUGAUAAUGCACUUGAACGCUAUGAAGAGAUGGGUCUAUGGUAUGUCAAUCAGCAACGUACAACAAUUACAAUUAUUUAA